Salpingoeca rosetta is the source of this 5954-nucleotide messenger RNA. RefSeq lists its product as uncharacterized. The transcript has 13 exons. NCBI's taxonomy places the organism in Eukaryota, Choanoflagellata, Craspedida, Salpingoecidae. The record is from RefSeq and is a predicted model, not a curated record. Gene Ontology annotation, cellular component: nucleus. Gene Ontology annotation, biological process: protein desumoylation. Bases 185 to 5578 code for a protein of 1797 amino acids. Gene Ontology annotation, molecular function: deSUMOylase activity.
GUGGGGCACUUCCAACGCAACUGCCACCCACCAAUAAGUACCAACUGCAGCAGGGAGCGGAAAAAGAGUGGACUCCUUGCGAGGGGAGCGUCGCUGGCUGCAUUUUGGCCGUGACACCACGACACCGACAUAGCAGGCCAACAGCCCGCUUCUUCUCAAGUACCCACCACACACCAUUGCCGUCAUGUCGUUCGUUCUCAACUCUGCCAAGAAGGCGUUCCACUCCGUGACACGGCUCGUCCUUGGCGGGGCCGAUCCCGCAGAGGAGGAGCAGGAGGAACAGAAGCAGGCGACAGCCGAUGCCGCUGCACAGACGUCAAGCACUCCACAACAGCAGCAACCGCCACAGGUACCAGUGGCGUCAGCUGCCUCACCCUCCCAGCUGCACCACAACCAACCCCGACACCACCAUGAUCGACGGCAGCCGCAUCACGAGCAGCCAUCGCCGCGCGUGCGACCGUGGGGACAGCCCCAGCGCAAAGCGCCGAAGCUCUCGCCGCAGCCGCCAGCGCCACAUACAUCCACACCGUUGGAGCAGCCGCACACGUCCACACAGCAAGCACAUGGCCAAGGCCGCCGUAAGCCGCCGCCGCCACUGCCACCGCUGUCGCUGUUGAAGACGCGAGCCACCCCACCACUGCCACGCGGAUCAUCAGCGUCGUUGUCGUCGUCAACAGCCCGCGCACCGUUGUCUGCGGACUCCACCCGCGUGCGCCCCAGCCACCACCUCGCCUUUCCCCCCUCCCCUGCUGCUGGCGACGAGGACGGUACACCGCUGCCGUCUCCACUCGUCACAGCGCCAUCGCAAGCAUCGCAGCUGUCGCCUUCAUCCCCAUCGUUGCUGUCGUCGUCACCACGGGCAGCAGCAGCACGGCACAGCGGUGCGCGGCCUGGUCGCCCCGGGCCCUUCCAGUACUCGCCGCCACCAACCCCGGCCGCGUUCCAGCCCUCCCCUUCGCCCUCGCCCAAGAAGCGAGCGCAGGCUGCACCGCGUAUGCCACACCGGCAGCAGAGGGGGGCUGAGGAGGUCCAGGCGGCGGACGCAGGGCUGCUGGUCAAGGAAACUGCUGUGGACAGUGCGGUGGUGGGUGAUGAAGAUGGCAAGAAUGCCCGCCGUGACGCCGCUGCUGAGCUGGAGGAAAACCCACACGUGCGCCGCUCACGUCGUCGCCACCACCAUCACCGCCACCACCACCAUCACGAGCCCAAACACCAUCACCGCCACCACCAUCGCCACCACCGCACGCCACGGCCGUUGUCGUCGUCGUCGUCGUCGUCGUCGAAGCUGGCACUGUACCGGAAGCUGAUUACCGAUCCGCAGCACAACAAGCAUCUCGAGCGCAAGUUCUCGCCGUACCGCAGCAUCAAGCGCGCAAAGCAGGAGGAGAGGCGCCGCAGGGAGGCCCAGGAGCACAGGCUAAACGCGUCUGCCUUGGUUACCCUUGACGCUCCUUCCACUCCUCUCACCACAGCAAAGGACGGUGCGGCCAGCCCUGCCAGCAGCACAGGUGCCGCCGUCCCAGCGAGUGCUGCGGAGCGCGUGCGAAACCGCGUGCUGAUGACGCGGGAGACGCUGGAAUCACUGCCGCUGGCAAGCGCACGUGCAGCACAGUCGCCAACGUGGUCAACACGCUCCCUGGCCUCCGAACCACAGGGGCAACAACAGCAACAGGGCCAGCAGCAGCAGCAGCAGCAAGGACAACAAGAACAAGCGCAUGAGAGGGCGGGAAAAAGUCCAAUGGCCGGCGUGCAGCAGACACAACACCUUUCAACAACAGCCGCAACGACAAGAGCAGCAACAACCACAACAACCACAACAACAGCGGCGGCAGCACCGGUGACAGCAGCCACGAUGGCAACCCCGACAUCCUCAUCCUCAUCAGCGUCAUCGACCACGCUGAUACCACCGCCACCGCCUGUCAGCAGGGCGUUGCCUACCACCACAACUGCUCCAGCAUCGCUGCCGCAAUACGCCACUAGCCGUGCGCGCGUUGCCUUCCACCAGACAGGCCUGGUUCUGCCAGCCACCACCAGCAGCAACGGCAGCCCGCCGCACCCGCGCCCGCCGAGUGAGCCCACACACAUCUCCCCGACGCCGCCGGUCAAGGACGCAAUUCGGGAGAUGCGGUCGACACGGCAGAUGACGGGGCUGCGGCCACUGGAGAGCACGUCAUCCGUCAUUGCCAGCAGGGGGUCGCCCACAUCGGCGCACGUGUCGGACCUGGAGGAUGAGGAGGGGUGGGAUGACGAGCAGUCCGUGUCGUUCCAGCGCACGCGUGGGGCCGCUAUUGCUGCUACUGCUACUGGUGCCGGCAGUACGAGGGAGCGCACUGACAUCAAACCACCCCACCACCACCACCAUCAUCAGCAGCAUCAUCAUCAUCAUCAGCAGCAGCAGCAGCAGCAACAGCAGCAAUCGCAGAGGCGGUCGGUGGUGGUGACGGGUCGUGCUCCACCACAACUUCCACGAGCGACAUCAUCGAGCGUGCCACCACUGCAGCUCUCACGUGGCUUGGCCGAACCGCCGCCACCGCCACAGGCAGCAAAGCACCGCGCGGGUGCACGGAGCGUGAGCCCAGCAGGCAGGUCUGCGGCUGCUGCCAUUGUGGCCGCAACCAGUCGCCCCACCGCGCACCCAACACCGACAACAGCAGCGGCAACAGCAACAACAACACCAACAACAACAACAACAACCAGCACGGCCGCCACCGCCGCGCCCCCGAUGUCAUCGUCAAUCGGCGGCGUGGCGGCGAGCAGCACUGCGAGCGCGCGCGUGAGUGUCGGGUUUGAAAACCGCCGCCAUUCGCCGCCCAUGUCGCUCUCGCCCGUUGGGUCUCGCGUGUCUGACCGGUCGUCGAGUCCAGAGAAACUCGUGGACGUGUUUGCGCCCGUGUCGCAGUCUGCGAGCCCGGCCACCGUCGCCGUGCACGUGCGGCCGCGUCAUGCGGCGAACACGGGCGGCGAGAGGGACGCUGAUGACGAGGCUGAGGAGGAAGAGGAGAGGCAGGAGGGGGAGGAGGAUCGUGUUGCAUCUGCCCGUGCCGACGAUGGCGAUGGGAGGCGGCGUGGUGUGCCCGUGUUUGGCGACACGCGUGGGCCGCACGCGCUUCGGACGGCGUCUGUGAGGGCCGAGGCCGGGGACGAUGUGGCCAUGGCGACAGACGCAGAGCUGUUUGGAGAGGAGAUGGUUGGCAGAACACCGCCGCCGCCGCCGCCGCCACAAUUCCCGCCCAGUGGAGGCUUGCGUGGCGCUGUCAUUGGUGUUGGAGAGGAGCGACAACAACAACAGCAGCAGCAGCAACAACUAGAACAACAACAUGUGGAGAAGAACUGGCGACGGGUUCCAAUUGCCGCCCGUGUUGACAAGAACGAGGCGAGAAGCAAGCCGGCAGCAGAUGACACGACGACUGAAGUUGCGGUGACGCUCCAGGGAAAGGAGACGGAAGAGGAGGGCAGGGGUGCGAGUGCGAAACCCAAGUCCAUGGCCGGUGUCGAGUCUGGCGGUAUUGGAGGCGAUAGAGGGGAAGGGAGCGCAAUUGCCGCUGCUCAGGUGCGCGCUGCUGGUGCGAAGGGCGAAGAACAGGAAGAGGAAGGAGCAGCUAUGGCGGUGGGGAGAGAAGGUGGUGAGGAGAAGCAAAUGGGCGCUGUUGCGGCAGAACAAGGCAACGACGACAGAGAUGAGAGCGAAGACACAGCAGAGGCAAGAGUGGGCGGGCAAGAACACAAUGAUGGAGGCGAGAUGAAAGGAGAAGAGGGGGAGGGCGCUGUCGGUAUGGACGAGGGAAGUGAAGACGAAAGUGCGGAGGAAAAUGAAGAGUUGAGAGAUGACGGAGAUGGGAGCAGUGACAGCGACAGCAGCAGCAGCAGCAGCAGUGAUAGGGAGGCGGAAACUGGUAGGGAGAGCGAUGAUGAAGCGAGUGGUAGUGGGCACAUCAGCCGUGGCGGUGGAGACUCGAGCGUGGAGGUCAUCCUCUCAAGCGAGGACGAAGAUGAGGAAGAAGAAGACGAGGACGAGGACGAGGAAGUGGAAGGAAGAGGCGAUGAUGGGCAAGAGGAGGAAGAGAGUGGGGAGAGUGAAGAGAGUGGGGAGGAUGAAGAAGAGGAAGGACAAGAGGAGGAGCUGGACGACGACGACGAAGAAGACAGCGAAGCAGAAGAACAAGAAGAAGAAGACGAGGGGGAGGAAGAAGAGAUAGAGGCGAGUGAUGAGGAGGAGGCACACAACGCAGACACAACGAGCGAUGAGGAAGCAGGGAGUGAAGGGGUGGAGGAGGAGGAAGCAACAGAGGGCAGCAGCGACGCCGAACAAGAGGGCAAUGAGCAGAGCGACGACGAUCUGUGUAUCAUUGAAGACAGCGAUGAGGAUGAACAACACAACGAGGAGCACGACUCCAGACACGCCGCAACAAUGCCUGCAGGCACCACCCCCACUGCACUGACCAACGGCAACAAUCGCGAUCAUGAUGCUGAUGACGAGGACGAUGACGACGGCUUGGUGGUGCUGUCUGAUGAGGAGGACACGGGCGACGUGGAAGAGAUUGAUGACAGCGAUGAGCAGCCGGAGCCACGCACGACCACCACCACCCCAUCCACCGGGCCGCGCAGCAACGGAGCGGCAGAGAGCAUCCACGCCACGCGCGCGCCGGCCAACAACACGUCGACGCUAUCUGUGCUUGGUGAGGCCGGGUCGCAGACGUCCUUUGAUGACCGCCUCUCCAGCAGCCGACAGUGGAGCGACAUUCAGCGCACGCUGCUGCAGGCUGAGGAGUGGAAGAAGACGAGCAGUUUCCACCGGCGCCGCGCAAUUCGAACGGCGAAACUCGAGGACCUCAUGAGCGGCAUCACCCUCAUCGGUCUCGCUGCACACAGGAAGCCUGGCGUGGCAAAAGUUACCCCCGAGGAGGACAGAAGGGUUUCUGACGUGUGGACCACUGGUGGGGAUGAAGAUGAACUCUCGACAAACGGCGGCGUCAUGCGGUUCACCCUCAUGCGGUGCGACCUGCUGACGCUGGAGGGCUUGACCUGGCUCAACGACGCCGUCGUCAACGCAUACAUGGGUCUCAUCUUCGAACGCAGUCGCGCAGACCCAUCCCUCCCGCGCGUCUGGCUGUUCAAUUCGUUCUUUUACCAGAGUCUGCGCUCAUCCGGAUACGCCAGCGUGCGACGAUGGACACGCAAGGCAAAGCCGAGCGUGUUUGAUUACGACAAGAUCAUCAUCCCCCUGCACGUGUCUGGAAACCACUGGUGCUGUGGAUGCAUCGACAUGAAAGCAAAGACAAUCACGUACUAUGAUUCAAUGCAUGCUGGCAACCCGUCCUUCCACAAGACAGUCCGCAUGUGGAUGAUGGAGGAGUCAAAGGCCAAGUGCAAUCGCCCGUUUGACUUUUCGUCCUGGAAGAACGUCACUUCCAACUCCUGUCCACAACAGCGCAACUGCUGCGAUUGCGGUGUGUUUACGUCCCAAUUUGCUGAAUGCCUCAGCCGUGGCUCCAAGUUCUGGUUCAAGCAGAGCGACAUGCCCAAUCUGCGAACGGUGAUGGUUCUGGAGUUGCUGGACAAGAAACUUCGACCAAGAUGACGCCAUGACCCUUCAAGACUCUUCAAGUUUCCUGCCUUUCUUCGUCUUUCCAAAUGUGCACAGCCCAUUCAUUCAUGCACACAACGCAGUUCAUUCAGACACACGCACCCAGACACACUUCCACAUGUUCAAUCCUCAUUUCUGUUGUACAUGUUCAUGCUUCGGGCAUAUGUACAUGCAUGUAUGUGGUUCUGUUCGUUGAGUAUGGUCCUGUGACACGUUCCCAUUCCUCCUCUUAGUUGAUAGUUUGUGGCUGGAUCGGGUUGUGUAUUCGUGUGCUUGUGUCACAACCUCAUCAUUUCGUUGCCAUGCUUGUUGUCAGAUAUUUGUUGCCAUCGCAUCAGUGGUGUGUAAAGUACAAUUCAAACGACUUCCA